CCUUUGCAUGGGAAUAGUAUCAUUUUCCUAAAUUUGCGAUAAUGGUAUUAUUCAUUUGUCUUUGAUGACUUGCUUUUCUUCUCCGUAAAGUUACCCCAUGAAAAGGAUUAAUGUUCACAGGAUCUUACGUAUGACCGAAAGAAGAUGGAGGAGUGUCUCUGCAGGCACAAGUAGCCGUGGUAGAUGAACAGGGGGGAUAAUACGAUGUGUGGCUGGUAUUGCUACUGUCUAUAUUGAGGUCUCUGUCGACACUUACUUACGUAUACUUAGUGGUAUAAUUCAUCAUUUUCUAUCGAAUAAUCAUGCCCUUUUACCGACGUCGCCGCAGCUGAGUGCUAGACUUCAAGACUCUGUUUCCCAUUUCGGAUGAAUAGGAAUUGAGGGCUAUCAUAGGGACGUCUUCUGAGACUGAAUGGCAUCACGAUCAAAGCACUUUCGGCCGUAAUAGUUUGGACAAGGCCAGAGAUCACGGCUUCUCCCUUGCAAAUCAGAGAAGACCACAAGCUCCGAGAACAUCAGCAACAACAAGAAGCAUUCAGCUGAGGCUCCAAUCGAUCGCAGGGGAGAACGAUUAGGACACAUGAUCCACGACCUGCGAAACGAAGUUUACUGCAUCAACCACCAAGAAUAUCUUGCUGGCAACGCAUGAGCACAGUUCGAGGCAUUGAUCCCAACUUACGCGGUUUUUGAAGACACAGCCUAGUGCAGAUAACUUACGACCUCAAAAUGACUACGAACGAUGUUUAGAUACAUUCGUAGUCAUUCGGCCGGUGUGAUAUGUUGUACGAAUAUUGCAUUGACAUGCCAAAAACAUACGAAGCUCCCAAACUAUCUAUAAUCAAAAACUUACUCUGCAAGUGAAGCAAAUCAUGCAUUGAAUACAAGUUGAUGCUAUCCAAAGGGCUUCUUCCGCUAGAGGAUUAGUA
Sclerotinia trifoliorum is the source of this 926-nucleotide messenger RNA. NCBI's taxonomy places the organism in Eukaryota, Fungi, Ascomycota, Leotiomycetes, Helotiales, Sclerotiniaceae. The record is from the annotation of a GenBank genome assembly.